AUGCAAGCAAGACCAUGCGCAUCACAGAAAUGUCCAGGUAAACGUAAGAUAUGAUAGACAACAUGUUUGCGGGGAUUUUGUCUUUUUAUUACUUUCUGUUAUUGGUAAGCUGAACUCUUCAGUCAUAAAUGCUUUUCUUUUUUGAAAUUUGUGACGUUUUAUAAAGCUACGGAGCUACAUACUUUAGUGUGGCACUAACGUUUUCACGGACAUAUAUGUAUAUUAAAGAUGUCAGUUUAUUUGGCGAAUCGAUCAGUUCAACUUAAGUAAACAGUAACUUAAGAUUGGAGUUUGUUGAGGCGAGCCCGGCCUUCUGCCAACCCCUCAAAUUAAUCCAAAUUAAUUCAUUUGAGGGGUAGGCAAAAGGCCGGGCUCGCUUCAACAAACUCCAGUCUCAAGUUAAUGUUUACAUAAGUAGAACUGAUCAAUUCGCCAAAUAUAGUGACAUCUUUACACUCACCUGAAACUCAUUUUCAUUGUGAUCCAGACCUGAAGGCCAUAAUAAAAAGGCAAUACUUUAGCACAAUUCUUAAAAAAGGAAAAAAUACAUUCACCCUUAGUCUAACACAACUCAAAGGUGUAAUAAGAGUAAAGAUUUUGAAAGACUAGUCGCAUUAUACGUUGCAGUUGACGGUGGUAUGUCAGAGUGGUCCUCGUGGUCUGUGUGUCGAUACUGUGGGAAAUCAAAAAGAAAAAGAACGCGGAAGUGUAACAACCCACCACCAGCAAAUGGGGGAAAACCGUGCGCAGGGCCACUUGUUCAGGAGAUGAAAUGCCCUAGGAAACAUUGUAAAUGUAAGUCACGUUUACUACGGCCUGGUUUACACAUACGGUACAAGAAUAAGUUCAAGCGGCAUGACGCAUCAUUAGAAUUUUUUUACUAGCUAUAGGUUUCAUAUGGAGAAUUAUUUUUGAACGAUAGUUUACUAACCAGUUGUCGGUUGGCCCUUGUUUCAGCAACACUGGGAUUUGGUCCGUGGUCUUCAUUUAGUAGAUGCUCCCAUUCGUGUGGUGGCGGAGUGAAAAAAAGAAGACGCAGAUGUCGAAAACCUUCACACGGCUGCCACGGACCACGCGUUCAAAGGAAACGAUGCAACGAACACAGUUGUCCAGGUGAGUGUACAUUUUUUCUCCAACACCAAACCACUUGACGGGUAAAAUACUGCAGCCCAACCUUCAUCCUAAAAGAGGAUACUCCUUGAAUAGAACGAGUGGUAAGUUUUAACUGGAGGUGGACUUGCAUGGGCGGCCUUAGUGGAGACGUUAUUUUGGCAGUUUGCGACCCUUUUUAGUUGGCUUUGUGGAUAGGUGACUGUUUUUUUAGUAGUGGCGUUAGAUGGCCCUUGUUAAGAGUUUUUUGGUAGUUUGGAGCGCCCUUUAGCGAUUAAUUGAUAAUUAUGGAGUGUUGUGGAAAUCGAGCGGAAUUUCGUUCAUUUAACAAGUAUAUUGCGAAUUCCAGUGAUUUUUUUCUUUCUAACCUCAGACGAGAACUUCCUCAUUCGGAAGGACCCAGUUGAAAUGUGCGGCUAUCAUCCUUGCAAGGUGGCCAAAUGUUUAACCACUCCCACAACCAUGUGCGUAAGCGACUCCGAAUGCAAACCAGUUUUCUUUAACACGAAUGGAAGAAUUAUCGAGUCAUGCAAAGGUAAGAGUUUAAAACUUUCUAUGGACACUCUGGUCAUGACUUAUUUUGACAGACUGGUUGUUAAGAUUUUGUUCUUUGAACCUAGAUAUAGAAGUUGUAUUUCCAAACAUUCUGUAGCAAGGUCCGCCUUUCCGGACGUCUUUAUUUGCAGCAUAAUUCCUGAUGCCACGUAGAUCUAUCUUUUCAUGUUGUUUAUUUUCGGCUGGGCGCGCGGGUUGGACAACUCUUUGAAAUAAAAUGGAGCAUUGGUUUAAAUUUUUUAUGAAUAAAAACUACAUUCUCGUCAACCCUGUUUGGUUGUAGAUCAGAAAUUCCACUUCAAGGCUUACGCCUAGAAGAGAUCGAUUAACGAACUAGGCAAAACAAAAUAUACAUUUUUCAUUAUUGCAGGAGAUGCAGUUGUGCUUUCUGUUCCUCCAGAACAAGUUUGUCAUUUCAACCCCUGUGAAAAAUCUGCUUGUUUCACGAAUGAAGCGGAGCGCUGUGUAGUGUCCUAUAAGUGCAAGCCUAUCUUUUUUGGUGCAGACGGAGAAAGAGCUUACUGCAGAGGUAAAAGACAUGUUAAAUAACUAUUAGGCUGUGUUUACAUUUAGUGCCCACUCACUCGUGCCUGGGUACUAGCACAAAAUGGUGUUGUGCUCACACCGUGGGUGCCCGAUAUGUAACUGUGUUUGCUCCAUAUCACCCUGUCAGACACCAUUUUGAAACGUGAGUGAGAAGGAAGUUAGGAGUAUGAAAAUAGUAUACAAGGUCUCGACUUUGUACACGAGCGUCGGGCGUGGGUACCAUAAAAAGAGUGUUCUAGGUAUUGGGCCCAUUGGUACCCAGCUAUUACCGUACUCGGGCACAAAGUAAACCCUCCACCUUUUUUGCCAGCAUAGUUCAUUAUCAUUUUUGUACCACUCAGCGACUUUCUUCUUUAAACUAACAGGCAUCUUAACAGUACCCGCCACUACGAUAUGCGGCUUCGACCCAUGCUUUGAAAAGGCAUGUAAAGUUGACUUGACAGCUCAUUGUGUCGCUGACGCUCAGUGUAAACCGACCUUUAUUACCAAUACUGAACGAAUACUGGACGAAUGCGUAGGUAAAUAACAAGCAUUAAUACACUGGCAAAGUUGUACAAAGAUGAAAAAGAAUAAAACAUCAAACUGGGCCCGAACCGUUGCUUUACAUAAGUCAUCAUCGACUCAUUUUAUUCCGCCUGGUCUCGUGAUGAAAACUGACGGUAAAACAGCUUUCAGUGCAAUUUGGUUCACAAAAUAAAGUCGACUAGAGCGAGCGAUAAAAUUGAAUUAAAAUGGACAGGAAACUAAAAUAUCUUUCUGUAUUACAUAUAAUGCUGGAAAAACAGCUUUGGGAACGGUUUAAAACUUUGUUAACUCGGAGGCAAAUAUGCCUAGGUGUGCACUAGAUUUAUAGAGACAUUUGAUCAAUACGCACACUGUUCUGGCAAGUUCUGCUCUAUAAUUUGAUUAUAAGAAAUAUUCUUACAUUUUCCGUCAAAAUAAUGUUUUAUCAAUAACGAAUAAUAAGGCACUCCUUGAUCUCUAGCCUCCUCCAAGUUAGAAAUAAGCAACUGCAAAUUCUUGUUGACAAAUAAAAAGAGAAAAACCUACUAAACAAUAAUUAUAAUAGACGGAACAAGGUAGCUUUGGCGGUUUGAUGCAGACUAACAUCUCUGAACCUCCAUUGGACAAUUAACUCACACCCAGAAGUUCUUCCGGGAAGUCCUUUUGCGCCUAGUACCGCCUUCAUCUAUAAGAUAACCUAGUAGUAGAGUAAUACGUUAAAACUCUUACAUGGGGGAGUGCGAAGUGCAGUCAACUUCUCAGUGCUUCUGAAACAAGAGCUGGGUGCUAGCAGGACCACUGAACUAAUACAUUUUUACUGUUCACUUUAAAGAGGACGAUGAUGAAGAUGACCCGAAAGAUGACUCGGACAAUGAUGAUAUCCCGGAUGUAGAGGACGUGUCAGAAAAAGAAAAUUACGACGAUGAAGAUGAGGACAACAAAGACGAUGCCCACGAAGAUCAUGAUAAUGACGACGAUGAUGAAAGCUAUGAUGAUGAUGAUAGUGAUAAUGAUGGCGAUGAUGAAAAAAUAAGCCAUGGGCAUAGACAUAAAAAACAUAAAUUACACAAAAGUAGCCACGUGGACGAGGAGGACGAUGUCGAUGAUGAAGAUGCAGUCUCAAAGCAAGACGUACCCAGAUUAAUGAAGGAUACAAGUCACAAUAACAAAGACAAUAAAACUGAUGAAAAUAGGGCAGUUCAUUUAAAAGAUGAGUCAUUUCAUAAAGGCAUGAUCAACGGGAUGGCCUCUGAGAUAUCAUUUGUGUCAAAGCACGGCCCUGCCAAGUUUUACUGGAUAAAGCCUGGUAACAAGGGCUCAAAAAACAAAACAGAACUGUAA
Molecule: messenger RNA, 4056 nt
Organism: Porites evermanni
Lineage: Eukaryota; Metazoa; Cnidaria; Anthozoa; Scleractinia; Poritidae
Source: the annotation of a GenBank genome assembly